GCUGACAGUGAGUUAAGAGCUCGGCUGGGCGACCUGGCAGUGCGGCCGCUGCCGGCUGGCCAGGAGUGCAGCACCCUGAAGCUGGCCAAGCAUGUGGGUCACUGCUGGACAGAAGCUUGGAGGGCAGGGGCAGCUCGGCAAGAAGAGACAGCGAAGCUGAAGGAGACCCGCAGCAGACUGGAAAGCCAACUGCUGAAUGCAAAGGCCGACAUGGAGCUCGAAACACAGAGCCUAGCCAGAGCAGAAGAGGAGCUGCAGCGACUUGUUGCAGAUCACAGAGCCAGAGAGCGCAUUGUUAAGGAAGAAUUUGCGGUGGCUCGGGCGACGAACUCCCUGCUCAUGGAGGUUCCGAUCCGUGUUGUGCGGGAAACGGAUGCCACGAACAGCUCUGCUGCACUUCCACCUUCUGCUGUCAACAACAGCCAAAGUUGCUCAAUUUUCUCGAAGACUGCAGCCGGCAAACGCCCAGUUCCCAUGCAUCGCAUGGUCCACAUGCUGCGCAUGCUAAGCAUGCUACGGAAAGGCGAAGCGCUUCGCCACGUCACUGCCCCAGAAUCUGUGGAAUUGCUGGGAUUGGCUGGCUUUUUUGGCCGGCAGGCUUUGCAAGCUGCCGAACGGGAGAACGAGCUGCAGGCCACCAUUGCUGCCCUGGAAAAUGACAAGGCACGCCUGAUUCAGGAUCAGGCACGCGCCUCGUUCAAGCAUCGAAGUGAACAGGUGUCUGUCGCCGCUCGCAGACGUAGAAGUCCUCGUAUGCGGGUGAGUUUGAGAUUGAAACUUCUUGGCAGGAAGAGCUCAUCCGGCGCGUGCGAGCUCGAGUCGUCGCGCGGACUCGAUUCAGCUUGCUGUUUGUACACUCAGAAUACAGGCGGCACCAGUUGCUAG
Messenger RNA from Symbiodinium necroappetens, 885 nucleotides. NCBI's taxonomy places the organism in Eukaryota, Dinophyceae, Suessiales, Symbiodiniaceae. The record is from the annotation of a GenBank genome assembly.